GAAUUAUUUUUUUUGUUGAAAAAAAUGGCUGAUCUCUGUGUGCAAAUGCAGUCCAUCUUUGCAGGGUUGGUAGCUAGUGUAGGCUACAUAUUAUCCUCUGGUACCUAAAUUGAAGGGCUUUAGCCUAAAAGUGGUUGUAGCUGCUAAACCGUGUAGUAAAAUGAGCUGCCAGUGCCUGUGGGAUUUGCUAGGAAUGGCAUUAGCAGGUGGCCACUCCCACAUCCAUGUGUGGUUAAGAUGACAGCUGGUUAGAAAGAUGUGUAGACAAAUAAAAGUGCACGGAUGACUGACAAGCCCACCCAUUUAGCUGAUUUAAAAAAAUAAAGGCAUGUCUUGGUGGGUAUGGUACCUUUGGGCAGCAUCAUAAAAGCCUCUGACUUCUAUUUCUAGCUUUGACAGGAAGUGUGUGGGGCAGCUGCAGACUAGCAGCAUAAAUCCUAGCUAAUAAAUCAAUGGCUAGUAUGACAUUACUAUCUGUUCCAGCUGGCGGAUAGCUGUUGAUACGUAGGUAGUGUUAAGGGUAAGCAGCACAUUUUCGACCAUUGAGCAAAACAUUUAAUUUAUUUAAUAACAGAGCAUUUUCUAAAUUCCAACGAACCACCUGCAACUAGCCAUGGAUGUUUAGAAGACAGCGGUGGCUUCCAAGUCGGGAAUUGAGGAAGUACCCUAUUGCCAAGUAAAGAAUGAAGAGAAAGUUCUACUCAUGGGAAGAAUGCAUGAAUCUUCGUGAGGUCAUAUCUUUAAAGAAACUCAACCAUGCGAAUGUGGUCAAACUCAAGGAGGUUAUACGGGAAAAUGACCACUUGUACUUUGUGUUUGAAUACAUGAAGGAGAACUUGUAUCAACUAAUGAAAGACAGGUCUCGGCUGUUCCCUGAAUCUGCUGUGCGAAAUAUUAUGUUCCAGAUACUGCAGGGAUUAGCAUUUAUUCAUAAGCAUGGAUUUUUUCACAGGGAUAUGAAACCUGAGAACCUUCUAUGCAUGGGACCAGAGCUGGUGAAAAUAGCUGACUUUGGGCUUGCCCGCGAGAUAAGAUCUCGGCCACCAUACACAGACUAUGUUUCAACAAGAUGGUACAGAGCUCCAGAAGUGCUGCUGAGGUCCACCUCCUACAGCUCUCCUAUAGACCAGUGGGCUGUGGGCUGCAUCAUGGCAGAGCUCUACACCCUCAGGCCUCUGUUCCCGGGCUCCAGUGAAGUGGACACCAUUUUCAAAAUUUGCCAAGUCUUGGGAACUCCAAAGAAGAAUGACUGGCCAGAGGGCUUCCAGUUGUCGGCAGCCAUGAAUUUCCGCUGGCCCCAGUGUGUCCCCAGUAAUCUGAGGAGUCUGAUCCCCAACGCCAGUACUGAGGCCAUCCACCUCAUGAGAGACCUACUCCAGUGGGACCCUAAGAAGAGGCCAGCCUCUGCACAGGCCCUCAGGUAUUCAUACUUCUACGUGGGUCAGGCGUUGGGCACGCCUCAGCAGAUCCUGGAGCAGGGCAGGCCUCAGCCGGGUCCCCUACUUCCACAGCCACCACAACCAUCACAGCAGCCUCUGCAGCAGCAACAACCACUGCUGCUCAAACCAGUGCCCCCUCCCCAGCCAGUGCCCCCAAAUCCGCAUUUCACCUCGUCCAGGCCCCUGCAACAGAUCGAGCCAGCCCCCGCCCCGGUUCCAUUAUACCAGAGGCACACAGAGCUGCUGCGAGAGCAGCCCAACCGCAUAGUGAAGCAGGAGGAGACUGAGAGAGUCCCACAGACCCGUUUACCUUACAUUGUUGACAAGAGCUUGCAGAGCCAGUUGACCCAGGAGGCUGAAAAUGCCAACUUCUUAAGCUAUCAGGUGAAACCUAAGGGUGGAGGACGCCGGCGAUGGGGCCACGGCACAGGCCUCCUAAAGGGUGACGGCUGGGAUGACUUUGAGGACACAGAGCUGACCUCUCUAAGUGUUCUGUGCAAAACAAACUUUCCUACUGAAAAACGAAGAGAGGAGACGUUGAGCAGGUAUGGAAAUGUUUUGGAUUUUAGCAGCCCCAAAGUUAAGGGGCAUGUGACAACAGGUGACGAGGCACCUUUGAAUCUGAACAAGGCAAUGUCCUACCAGGAGCCUUCGAGAACAGCCUCUGCCAAACAGCAUUACUUGAAGCAGUCAAGAUAUCUACCAGGUUUAAGUACCAAAAAGAAUAUGGCAAUAAAUUCCAACAAAGACUACAGUGAAGGCAACCGCUGGGGCAGCAGCAGUAUUCCUGUAGGAGGGACACUUCCUAGCAGAAACACUCAUGGUUCAAAUACACUUCCAAGUGGAUAUGUACCAUCCUAUUACAAAAAAGAGGUUGGCUCUGCCGGCCAAAGAGUGCAACUCGAACCUAUAGGGGACUCGACAGCAUCAAAUUAUGCAACCUGGAGGUCAUCAAGCAGAAGUCAGAUGGGUGCCUCAUCCUAUCUGCCGUCACCCACCAAGACUACACCUGGCCUACGGUCUCGCCCCCCAGUACAGGCCAUCCAUGGGCGCACAGACUGGUCUGCCAAAUAUGGACACCGCUAGUGGCCUCUUUGGGGCACUUGUGUUAUGGCCUGG
This is a messenger RNA of Coregonus clupeaformis (lake whitefish), 2558 nucleotides long. RefSeq names its product serine/threonine-protein kinase ICK-like. The coding region runs from base 684 to 2525 and encodes 613 amino acids. Gene Ontology annotation, biological process: intracellular signal transduction; intraciliary transport; protein phosphorylation. Gene Ontology annotation, molecular function: ATP binding; protein serine/threonine kinase activity. The record is from RefSeq and is a predicted model, not a curated record. Gene Ontology annotation, cellular component: cytoplasm; nucleus; cilium. The transcript has 13 exons. Lineage: Eukaryota; Metazoa; Chordata; Actinopteri; Salmoniformes; Salmonidae.